Molecule: messenger RNA, 2107 nt
Organism: Dreissena polymorpha
Lineage: Eukaryota; Metazoa; Mollusca; Bivalvia; Myida; Dreissenidae
Exons: 5
Coding region: 605-1285 (226 amino acids)
Source: RefSeq, a predicted model, not a curated record
UAUCUAUGACCAGUAUUUUGUUUGGGGAAAACAUUGGAAUAGACAAGUAUUAUUACAAAACGCUUAAUUUGAUAAUCAUUUCGAGACAGUCGCACAGUGUUUUGUUUGGACUAUCUAUGACCAGUGGCGGCGUUUUGUCUGGGGAAAACAUUGGAAUAGACAAGUAUUAUAACAAAACGCUUCGUUUGAUAAUAAUCAUUUCGAGACAGUCGCACAGUCAUGUUGGGGACUAGUUGCUAUAUAAUGUUUCGAUGAUGAUGUGUAGAGGAAUAACGCCAAUUUAUUGUGAUUAUUCAUAAGUUGUACUUCGACAGAGAAAUGUCAAACGUAUUUCAGAUAUCGUGGAUAUUAAAAAAAUGAAUGGGUGCAAAACGUUGUGACUUUGGACUUAUUCUCCAGCUACAUGUCGUUUGGCUUGCUCCUGUGGUGCCAAUAGAGGAAAAGAAUUUUGAAAGAUUUUCAUUCGCUAAAAAAUGACAGCAUAAGCGAUUAUUACAACAUGUGAAAUACAUGUAUAGUAUUAAAUUGUGUGUUUGGGUACAGGUUUGGAAAGCUGGGAAAAUUUUUCUUGAAAACUGCAAGAAAAUGAAAACUGAAAGCGACAAUGACAAUGCUAAAGCAUUCCUGGAUUAAACAGUUUAACAUGGACGAGAUAUCAACGGUGAGCAAAAAAGUGAAAGAUAUAGAACGAGAAAUCGAGAAUGGAGUUCAUAGCGCAACUAUCAAUCUCUCACUGUUUGACAGUGGUAUUGAAGCAGGUGUUAACAAAAGGGAAUCGCAAACGGAAACAGAAGAACCAACAGUGGCCACGUUUUACUUGAAUAACGAAAAUGGAAAGGAGACACCGAGUCCCAUACUGCGGAACUUGAACGCGGUCCGGAAGUACUCGUUCACGAGGUCGAUCCUGAAAAAGAACCACUCCGAACCGUACGUGCCAGGCAAACAGAAUGGAGUCUACUUUCAAAAUAAGGCGUUCGAAGGCGAUGACGUCACUUCAUCCAAACGACGUCAGUCUUUUGCUGACGUGGUGACCCAGUUCAUCGCGGAACCAAUCAAAGAGGACAGUCACCCGUUUGGGCGUGGCCACCUGUACAAGUCUGUGCUCGAUUAUGACCAACCAAAAAUACAUCGAGGCGAGGAGAGCGUGUUGAUGUGGGUGCUCGCUAUACUGCUUAUUCUGGGGAUCGCCGUUGGCGUCAUUAUUAUGUCACAGAUGCACAUAUUACGACAGAAAUACCUCGGCGACAUAGGAGGAACGGCAAAUCAAACCUCGAUCUCUCAAUGACAAUAUUGCAGCGAGUGAGAUCCAGCCUCUUGUCACUAAUGUUGCCUUGGACUUUGACAUGCAACACGGAAAAUCAUCAAAAGGACAAAGUGCCAUUCACUGCCAUUGCAUUAAUUAAACACGCGAGAUAAGGACGCAUGAUUAUUCUUGUGGCAGAAUUGAAAAAAAAGAACUUCGGAUGCAGUUCAUUAUCGAUAACGCACAGGGUAUUCGCUUAAAAUAUGCAUGCACGAUGUUUGGUUAUGUUCAUUUUAGGUUUCCUCCAAAGACACUAAGUACUGGUUCUAGGCCCAGACAACGGACUCGAGAGCGUUUCAAUAAGCCUGAGGCUUUCGAUGCAAUCGAGCUAAUAUAAAUAGGUUUAAACUAAUAAUAAUACAGUUGUAUUUAAUAUUUUCUCACAACAAACAAUCCAAUGUAUUUAUUUUAUGACACUAUUUGAAGUAUUAAAGUAAUACUUAAAAGACAUUCAUUAUGUAUUAUUACAGGUAAUAAGUUGGCUUUCUAUUUAUUUUCUACUCUGAAGUUUAACAUGUAAUAUGUCCAAUAGCUCAUCAACAAUUCAUGUAAUAAGCGCCGCGUCAAGCGGAAAUGUGUCUUAUGACAGAAGCACAUGCGUAAAUUUUAAAUAUCGAGUCGAGGUCUAGUCUCAUGUGAUAUCAAACUGAGUUUGCCUUUAUUUAUUAUGGUAUGUACAUACAUGAUGUUAUUGAAUGCUGUUUCGUGUACCGGUAUGUGUGAUUUAAAAAGUAUGAUGUGGCCCGAUUGGGAUACAAUUGAAACAUGUAUAUAUAUAUUGUAUAAUAUAUGACGUAUUUAUAA